Molecule: messenger RNA, 757 nt
Organism: Cercocebus atys (sooty mangabey)
Lineage: Eukaryota; Metazoa; Chordata; Mammalia; Primates; Cercopithecidae
Exons: 1
Coding region: 1-378 (125 amino acids)
Source: RefSeq, a predicted model, not a curated record
AUGAAGCAUGGAAAUGCUGUGUGGAGUGAGCUGAGCAGUCGUUCUCAGGAGAAAACAGACAAAUCCUCCUGCAUCCUGGUGAACCAGCUUUGUGGCCUGUUUUACGUCAUCUUUGCUGAGCUCCACUGGGUCACCCCUCCUGCUGGCUUUGUGAUACUGACAUUUCAGGCACCGGCGCAGACACACGGGCCUUCCUGGCUGGGAUUCCACGGGUGGAGUGAGCAGUGCUGGCUUGGAGGAGUCGUGGCUGCACAGGGCCUGUGCUCUCAGCUGAUCAGUGCCUGUCCUGACCCCAAACGGCCCUCGCAGUACUGUUUGAAAUUGCUCUUGCCAUCUUUGGAACAGAUUCCUCAGUACGUUUCAGACCCAUUGUUGUGACUUUGGUUUCAAUCCAGGGACACAGCUUGGCCAAUGGACCGUCUCAACAACAUCUAUGAUCGCUCUUUCCCAGAGACAGCAUCUCAGACACCAAUGCUGAAAGAGAAACAGCAGCCUGUCCCCAGGUGGCAGGAAAUAGUCCAUUUGAACGGCAAUUUCAUAAGUGGCAGAUGAUUUUUAUUGUAAUUUUCUGGUGAGCCAUUUAAGUGGAGGCAGAGUCAGUUCUGAGGCAUCAAUGUCUUUAAUAACUCGGGGAGACCGAGGCCGUGCUCAGCAGGAACACCGAGUCCGUGGAAAACAGGCCCUGGGCCUGCUGGUGUGCAUAAUUCCACGUUUGCCCCCCACGUAACCAGGAUGGUAAAUUACAGGUGUCAGAUAA